AUGGCGGCGUCCUGCCACGGCUGCAACCAUUGCGACCCUUGCGUGGUUCACAAGCCGCAGGUCUACGGGGGUUACCCCGGGGAGCGCAGGGAAUCCAACAUGGCGGAAGGGGCAGGCCCGGGCGUCGAGCGAGACGAAUGGCGCGUCAGCACGGACUUGAAAGUCGAGGACCUGUGGAAGUAUGCGCCCAGCCCCGGGCCAGAGGUGCUUUCUCCGAAGAAGACGGAUGGUAUCUGCAGCCGCGACCGCAGCGCUCCUGCCGAGCACUGUCGCAACACGCUGAGGACAAACAGCCGCGAGCCAGAACAACACGAGCAAGCGUGGCUUCCCCCACCACCUCCCAGGCCGGCCGCCUACAGUGCGUCCCAGCUACUGCGAGCCAGAACAACACGAGCAAGCGUGGCUUCCCCCACCACCUCCCAGGCCGGCCGCCUACAGUGCGUCCCAGCUAAUGCGAGCCAGAACAACACGAGCAAGCGUGGCUUCCCCCACCACCUCCCAGGCCGGCCGCCUACAGUGCGUCCCAGCUACUGCGAGCCAGAACAACACGAGCAAGCGUGGCUUCCCCCACCACCUCCCAGGCCGGCCGCCUACAGUGCGUCCCAGCUACUGCGAGCCAGAACAACACGAGCAAGCGUGGCUUCCCCCACCACCUCCCAGGCCGGCCGCCUACAGUGCGUCCCAGCUACUGCGAGCCAGAACAACACGAGCAAGCGUGGCUUCCCCCACCACCUCCCAGGCCGGCCGCCUACAGUGCGUCCCAGCUACUGCGAGCCAGAACAACACGAGCAGGCGUGGCUUCCCCCACCACCUCCCAGGCCGGCCGCCUACAGUGCGUCCCAGCUACUGCGAGCCAGAACAACACGAGCAAGCGUGGCUUCCCCCACCACCUCCCAGGCCGGCCGCCUACAGUGCGUCCCAGCUACUGCGAGCCAGAACAACACGAGCAGGCGUGGCUGCCCCCACCACCUUCCAGGCCGGCCGCCUACAGUGCGUCCCAGCUACUGCGAGCCAGAACAACACGAGCAAGCGUGGCUUCCCCCACCACCUCCCAGGCCGGCCGCCUACAGUGCGUCCCAGCUACUGCGAGCCAGAACAACACGAGCAAGCGUGGCUUCCCCCACCACCUCCCAGGCCGGCCGCCUACAGUGCGUCCCAGCUACUGCGAGCCAGAACAACACGAGCAAGCGUGGCUUCCCCCACCACCUCCCAGGCCGGCCGCCUACAGUGCGUCCCAGCUACUGCGAGCCAGAACAACACGAGCAAGCGUGGCUUCCCCCACCACCUCCCAGGCCGGCCGCCUACAGUGCGUCCCAGCUACUGCGAGCCAGAACAACACGAGCAAGCGUGGCUUCCCCCACCACCUCCCAGGCCGGCCGCCUACAGUGCGUCCCAGCUACUGCGAGCCAGAACAACACGAGCAAGCGUGGCUUCCCCCACCACCUCCCAGGCCGGCCGCCUACAGUGCGUCCCAGCUACUGCGAGCCAGAACAACACGAGCAGGCGUGGCUUCCCCCACCACCUCCCAGGCCGGCCGCCUACAGUGCGUCCCAGCUACUGCGAGCCAGAACAACACGAGCAGGCGUGGCUGCCCCCACCACCUCCCAGGCCGGCCGCCUACAGUGCGUCCCAGCUACUGCGAGCCAGAACAACACGAGCAGGCGUGGCUGCCCCCACCACCUCCCAGGCCGGCCGCCUACAGUGCGUCCCAGCUACUGCGAGCCAGAACAACACGAGCAAGCGAGGCUGCCCCCACCACCUCCCAGGCCGGCCGCCUACAGUGCGUCCCAGCUACUGCGAGCCAGAACAACACGAGCAGGCGUGGCUUCCCCCACCACCUCCCAGGCCGGCCGCCUACAGUGCGUCCCAGCUACUGCGAGCCAGAACAACACGAGCAAGCGUGGCUUCCCCCACCACCUCCCAGGCCGGCCGCCUACAGUGCGUCCCAGCUACUGCGAGCCAGAACAACACGAGCAGGCGUGGCUGCCCCCACCACCUCCCAGGCCGGCCGCCUACAGUGCGUCCCAGCUACUGCGAGCCAGAACAACACGAGCAAGCGAGGCUUCCCCCACCACCUCCCAGGCCGGCCGCCUACAGUGCGUCCCAGCUACUGCGAGCCAGAACAACACGAGCAGGCGUGGCUGCCCCCACCACCUCCCAGGCCGGCCGCCUACAGUGCGUCCCAGCUACUGCGAGCCAGAACAACACGAGCAAGCGAGGCUUCCCCCACCACCUCCCAGGCCGGCCGCCUACAGUGCGUCCCAGCUACUGCGAGCCAGAACAACACGAGCAAGCGUGGCUUCCCCCACCACCUCCCAGGCCGGCCGCCUACAGUGCGUCCCAGCUACUGCGAGCCAGAACAACACGAGCAAGCGAGGCUGCCCCCACCACCUCCCAGGCCGGCCGCCUACAGUGCGUCCCAGCUACUGCGAGCCAGAACAACACGAGCAAGCGUGGCUUCCCCCACCACCUCUCAGGCCGGCCGCCUACAGUGCGUCCCAGCUACUGCGAGCCAGAACAACACGAGCAAGCGUGGCUUCCCCCACCACCUCCCAGGCCGGCCGCCUACAGUGCGUCCCAGCUAAUGCGAGCCAGAACAACACGAGCAAGCGUGGCUUCCCCCACCACCUCCCAGGCCGGCCGCCUACAGUGCGUCCCAGCUACUGCGAGCCAGAACAACACGAGCAAGCGAGGCUGCCCCCACCACCUCCCAGGCCGGCCGCCUACAGUGCGUCCCAGCUACUGCGAGCCAGAACAACACGAGCAGGCGUGGCUUCCCCCACCACCUCCCAGGCCGGCCGCCUACAGUGCGUCCCAGCUACUGCGAGCCAGAACAACACGAGCAAGCGUGGCUUCCCCCACCACCUCCCAGGCCGGCCGCCUACAGUGCGUCCCAGCUACUGCGAGCCAGAACAACACGAGCAGGCGUGGCUUCCCCCACCACCUCCCAGGCCGGCCGCCUACAGUGCGUCCCAGCUACUGCGAGCCAGAACAACACGAGCAAGCGUGGCUUCCCCCACCACCUCCCAGGCCGGCCGCCUACAGUGCGUCCCAGCUACUGCGAGCCAGAACAACACGAGCAAGCGUGGCUUCCCCCACCACCUCCCAGGCCGGCCGCCUACAGUGCGUCCCAGCUACUGCGAGCCAGAACAACACGAGCAAGCGUGGCUUCCCCCACCACCUCCCAGGCCGGCCGCCUACACCUUGGGGUUCCCGCGGGCCUGCCGCGCGGAGCGGCGAGAACGGGCGGCGCCUUUCUGGAUGUUUCAAGCGUCGGGUCUGGCCCAGGAUGACGCUACUCGUCACAGCGGCUCUCGUCGGUUCGAGAAGGGCGCCUGA
This is a messenger RNA of Bacillus rossius redtenbacheri, 3339 nucleotides long. RefSeq lists its product as uncharacterized. The record is from RefSeq and is a predicted model, not a curated record. Bases 1 to 3339 code for a protein of 1112 amino acids. NCBI's taxonomy places the organism in Eukaryota, Metazoa, Arthropoda, Insecta, Phasmatodea, Bacillidae. The transcript is spliced from 6 exons.